Messenger RNA from Juglans microcarpa x Juglans regia, 1242 nucleotides. RefSeq names its product ubiquitin-conjugating enzyme E2 34-like. The transcript has 11 exons. Bases 55 to 984 code for a protein of 309 amino acids. NCBI's taxonomy places the organism in Eukaryota, Viridiplantae, Streptophyta, Magnoliopsida, Fagales, Juglandaceae. The record is from RefSeq and is a predicted model, not a curated record.
CCGUACCUUAUAACGGACGCGAGUACCAGAAAAGGAAAAUAAAAAGGGGCAAGAAUGUCUUAUGAGUUUCCCUUUGAACGAAGACCGUUCCCGAAACGAAUCCUACUGAUAUUUUCCCUUCAGAUCACAGCUUUCACUGAGAAUAAUAAGAAGAGAGCAUCGAACAAAGUCCUGAAUUUUGAAGCCCCAGCCACCCCGAUCUCUGUCUGGCAACAACUAGUAGAUUUUGUAUUAAAGAAAAUAUCAGCUAGGGCUUCAAAUACUAUUGUUGGUAUUUCUGAGAUGGCGGAAAAGUCAUGUAUCAAGCGCCUUCAGAAGGAAUAUAGAGCACUUUGUAAAGAACCAGUUUCCCAUGUUGUGGCCCGUCCUUCACCAAAUGACAUUCUUGAGUGGCAUUAUGUGUUAGAGGGAAGUGAAGGAACACCUUUUGCAGGUGGAUAUUACUAUGGAAAGAUCAAGUUUCCUCCACAAUAUCCCUAUAAACCACCAGGAAUUAGCAUGACCACCCCAAACGGACGGUUCAUGACACAAAAGAAAAUAUGCUUAUCAAUGAGCGAUUUUCAUCCUGAAAGUUGGAAUCCAAUGUGGUCUGUAUCAAGCAUACUCACAGGGCUUCUUUCAUUCAUGAUGGACAACAGUCCUACCACUGGCAGUGUGAACACUACUGUUGCUGAGAAGCAAAGUCUCGCCAAGGCUUCCCUUGCUUUUAAUUGUAAGAACCCCACAUUCAGGAAACUGUUUUCUGAGUAUGUGGAUAAGUAUAACCAGCAGCAGCUGUCUGAGAAGCUUGCUGCAGAGCAGGUGCCAGCAGGACUAUCUCAAGAAAUUUCCACACCCAUGAAACGAGUGGGAGAAGAUAUGAAAAGAGUAGAUGCUGUGAAGGAUAUGAGAAUCGACAGGAAGCAGUCAUUCCCAACUUGGUUGAUGUUCUUGCUGGUUUCCAUCUUUGGCAUUGUAAUGGCCCUGCCUCUGCUUCAACUUUGAUAUAUAGGUGAAAAGUGUAAUAUUUAUAGGGGUCAAGUGACAUAAAGGCUUCGCAAGUAUAGUGUCCAACAUAAUUGUGUAUAGUGGUGUUGGAGCAAUCUUUGAUGAUGUUUUCUCGUUUUAUGGCAAUGCCAGACAGGUUAUCAACUGAUGGUCAAACAUUACACGGUUGUCGUGUUAUCGUAAUAGACUUGAGUUUUAGUUUUUUGAUCAAACAGCACACGGCCGCCAUGCUAUCAUAAUUUUGUUCGAGUUUUA